ACAACUGUGACCAGGCAACUCUCAUAUCAUUUCAACUCAACUUCAUACAACGACUCUUUCUACCCCACGCCCAUCCCAUCAUGGACGCUGGCUAUUGUUGAGAAGCGUUGGCUUUUUGUUUUAGAAAUUCAGACAGACAGUAGUCGUCUCCGACCGUGAAAACGGCCAAGACUCCCGCUGGCUGCACAGUGUACCCCAUAGGUACCUACUUUAGCGGGCAAUGUCUCUUCCGAAACCCAGUUGCUCGUUUGUCAUACCCAGUGUCCAUGAUGGUCUCGAGCUCGAUUGUCGAAUAUACUACCCGAGACGGAGCGAACAGAACCACGAGUUGUUUGGCAGAACAUUUGCGAUAUUUGCCCAUCCCUACGCGCCACUUGGAGGUUGUUACGACGACCCUGUUGUAGGACUGGUCGGCGGCAUUCUGUUGAGACACAGUAUUGUGUUGGUGACGUUCAAUUUCAGGUACGUAACUGGAGAAAUAAAGAAGCCUCCUCUCGGCUAGGGAUAGAGCCGUCUUGGAAAAUCUAACAAAACGUGGGUGGGUUUUUGCAGAGGCGCCUCGGGCUCAGCAGGGCGAACGUCGUGGUCGGGAAAAGCGGAAUUGGCAGACUAUGUCUCGGUAUAUGGAUUCAUGCUGUGUUGCAUCGACACAAUCUUCCGUGAUGUCUCGCGUACAGACACGAAUGAGGACGCCACGAUGCGUACAGAGGCCUUGUCGUCUGCGCAGACGAAUCCAAGUGCAGUUGUGUCGGAGACGCUCACGAAUAGCCCACGACCCAUUCUGAUCCUUGGAGGAUACUCGUAUGGAUCGAUGAUAGCCGCUCAUCUACCGGCUCUCGAGGUUGUUGCGGGUAUGUUCAGACAUGCACAGAAAGGCUCGAUGGAGAGCGAGAUAGAGCUACGAGCUAGGGAUUUGGGAAGAGAUCUCAAGGCAUAUCUCGACAUGCAUUCAGUCGACGACAUGGUCUUGUCCAUUCCCAAGGGAAACAAUCUCGGCCACCAAGACACACCUCCGAAAGAGGCGGGCUCGCCCAGGUCGAGUCAUAGUCGGAGUCAUAGUCGGAAUGUGACCAUGGGAGGAUACGACUCGGACGUGGCUAGCAAGAAGAUCGGUCGAGAGAGCACGUCCAGAAGGAGUGUCGACGGCGAGAGGAUGAAGGAAGGGAUCGACAAGUUUCGCCGAAAGUUGAGUCAGAAGGACCAUCGUAUUCGGAGCCCCCCGUCAAUACCAGAUGCUGAGCCUUCGACUCAAGCCACGGAUCUACCCUUGAACCUUCCAGGGGUCGCGUAUGUGUUGGUGUCGCCGCUCUUGUCGACAGUUGCUGGAUUCACUACAAUGUUCUCCAAGCUGAAGUUUGAGCAGGGAACUACCGGGGGUAAAGUGAACGUGUCAGAUGAGUAUCAGGAACUUAUCAGACAUCCUUGUUGUUGUAUUUAUGGGAGUAAGGAUGUGUUUACAUCGGACCGUAAGUUGCGGAGAUGGUCAGAAGAGUUAACAGCUAGGCCUGGGUCACGAUUUGUCGCGGUCAGAGCGGAAACGGGCCAUUUCUGGCAGGACGCUGAAGGCGUCGUUCGUCUUAAACAUGGACUUACGGAAUGGUUGAGAGGGUCGAUAACGCAGUACGCAAAUGCUGCGAAAGGGAAAGAGGACGAUACAGCUUCUACAGCUACCACCGGUGUCCAGGAUCCGACAUAACGAGCGUAGAGAGUGUAUCGAAACAUGACAUGUGCUAAAAUACGUACCCCGGCAAAUUGCCAACAAGGCUGUGGUCUCGAAUGGCCAGACCUGGACAUAUCGCAAAACUCAUGUGAGAAGGUAAUCAGGAGGUGUUGGUGGUCACGGCCUCUUUGCAGUUUGACAGGAUGGGCCCGCAUGAUCUCGCAGAUGCAAAAAGCUCGCCAGGGCACUUGCAGAAAUAGCGAGUCGCAAUGAUCCUUUUCCAUCGUAAUAUGCAGGGAGACCAGUGUAGACAGGACAAAGUCAGGCAUGUGACGGUGCAGGAACAAGGAUCGAACCAGGAUCAAAGAACAGGGUCUCUUUGUUUAGGCCCUGGACAAGGAUGUCACGCGCUGUAUCUGAUUUCUAUCUAUGGCCCGUCAAAGGACAAUGUGACCAGAUACUCGUAAUUGAAUGUAAUGGACUUUUGG
Messenger RNA from Exophiala oligosperma, 2148 nucleotides. RefSeq lists its product as hypothetical. The transcript is spliced from 2 exons. NCBI's taxonomy places the organism in Eukaryota, Fungi, Ascomycota, Eurotiomycetes, Chaetothyriales, Herpotrichiellaceae. The record is from RefSeq and is a predicted model, not a curated record. Bases 632 to 1696 code for a protein of 354 amino acids.